Aspergillus tubingensis is the source of this 1614-nucleotide messenger RNA. Its product is annotated as ENTH-domain-containing protein. Lineage: Eukaryota; Fungi; Ascomycota; Eurotiomycetes; Eurotiales; Aspergillaceae. Gene Ontology annotation, biological process: Golgi to endosome transport; endocytosis. Gene Ontology annotation, molecular function: clathrin binding; phospholipid binding. The coding region runs from base 1 to 1614 and encodes 537 amino acids. The record is from RefSeq and is a predicted model, not a curated record. Gene Ontology annotation, cellular component: endosome; clathrin vesicle coat; plasma membrane. The transcript is spliced from 5 exons.
AUGGAUUUCUCCAACCUCAAAGAACAGGUCAGCAACCUGACCUUGUAUGAUCUCAAGGCGGGAGUCCGCAAGGUCCAGAAUGCGGUCAUGAACUAUACCGAGAUGGAGGCCAAGGUCCGAGAAGCUACAAACAAUGAACCUUGGGGUGCUUCGAACACACUUAUGCAUGAGAUUGCCAGUGGAACCCACAGCUAUCAAUUGCUCAACGAGAUCAUGCCUAUGAUUUACAAGCGCUUCACAGACAAGACAUCGGAGGAAUGGCGACAGAUCUACAAGGCGCUCCAACUUCUAGAGUUCCUUGUCAAGAACGGAUCCGAACGAGUUGUCGACGAUGCCCGCUCUCACAUGUCCUUGAUUCGGAUGCUUCGCCAAUUUCACUACAUCGACCAGAACGGAAAAGACCAGGGUAUCAACGUGCGCAACAGGUCAUCGGAGUUGGUUAAGCUGCUCGGUGACGUCGACUUGAUCCGCUCGGAGAGGAAGAAGGCCAGGGCCAACCGCAACAAGUUUGGUGGAUUCGAGGGUGGCUCGCACAUUGGCGGUGGCAUGUCCAGCUCUAGCUCCGGCAGGUAUGGCGGCUUUGGCAGUGACAGCCUCUCGUUUGGUGGAUACAGUGGAGGUGUCUACGGUGACGGUGGUGGAUUCGGAGGCAACACAGGCGAUUUCGGGGACUCCGGGAGACGUUCCAAUCGCUUCGAGGAAUAUGACGAGUAUGAUGAGGGUGAUGCUAGUCCCCCGCGCCGGCGCGGGCCCAGUCCUCCCCGUGCUAGUGCUACUCGCCAGGCCAAACAGCCGGCCGCUCCUGCUCCUAAGGAACCCGAGCAAGACUUGUUCGACUUUGGAGAGGAGGAGACUGUCGCGACAUCUGUCAGCGCUUCCAAGAAGCCUGCCACAGGCAAUGGCCUAGAUAUCCUCGACACCCAGCCUGCUGACGACGACGACUUUGAUGAUUUCCAAUCCGCCACGCCUGCGCCUGCGCCGGCAUCGUCAGCCCAGUUUGCCAUUCCCCCGCCGGCCUCCACCGUCAGCACGACCUCCAGCACGCAGUUCGCUGCCCCCAAGCCAGUCUCGGCCACCCAGGGCUCGAACCUGAACGGCAUUGUAGGCUUCACCUCGAUGACCCCUACCCCGACCUCGAGCACGAUGGCGUCUCCCACACUCUCUCAGAGCUCCCUGGCACAGGCCCAGAAACCCGCGCAGCCCAAGCCUAGUGGCUUCCAGGCCGCCACUCCCAACUACUUCACCUCUGUUUCCACCCUCUCCAACACGACUCAGCAACCUGCUAUGGGUCACCGCCCCAACAUGCCUUCCACCUCCUCUUUCACUUCCACCACGCCCUCUACCCCCUCUGCCGCCAACAAGCCCGCUGCCCCCAAGGCAUCCGGUGACGUCUUUGGAUCUCUCUGGUCCACCGCCAGCGCCAGCGCCGGUAUUCAGAAGAACAAUACGGGCGGAAACAAGGGCCCUAACCUAGCCAGCAUGGCCAAGCAAAAGGCCAGCGCCGGCAUCUGGGGCGCUCCCGCUGCUUCAGGCAGUCCUGCAUUCAACCAGAGCAGCAGCAGCGGGGCGCCGAAGACAACGGGAAGCUCUGGCCUAGACGACCUACUUGGUUAG